UGGAUGGAUGUAUACAUAGAGCUGCUGGUCCUUGUCUAGUUGCUGAAUGUCGCAGUCUGAGCGGCUGUGAAACUGGACAAGCCAAAAUCACUUGUGGUUAUGAUCUACCAGCAAAAUAUGUCAUCCACACUGUGGGACCUAUAGCUCGAGGGCAUAUUAGUGAUAUCCAUAAAGAAGAUCUGGCAAAUUGCUAUAAAACCUCCUUGAAACUGGCAAAAGAGAACCUCAUCAGAUCAAUUGCUUUUCCAUGUAUCUCAACAGGCAUUUAUGGUUUUCCAAAUGAGCCAGCUGCAGUCAUCGCACUUACCACAAUCAAGGAGUGGUUGAGCAAGAAUGAUAAUGAGAUGGACCGUGUUAUUUUUUGUGUAUUUUUGGAAGUUGACUACAAAAUUUACAAGAAGAAAAUGAAUGACUUCUUUCCAACAGAGGGAGCUGAAAAGAAAAGUCACUCUCCUUCACCCGUGAAAUGCAAAGCCAAACUGUCUGAGAAUCUGGAGGAUGACAAUGAGGGUGAGAAUGGCACAGAAGUGAAGCCAAGCAGUGAUGAACCAGAGCAUCAGAGCCAAGAAACAGAUGAGGCAGUAUCUACAAUUCCAAGCAGCCCAGCAGAUGGAGAAGAGAACCUGGGCAAGGAAAAAGAAUCCCCAGAUACAAAAGAGCCUAAUCCAGUGCCUCAUGCAACUUGUGAAGAAGAUCAAGCUGAUGGACUGCAAGAUGAUUCCUCAGAAGUUGAAAUGAAUACUCAGGCAGAUUCUCAGAUCUCUUACAUGGAAGCUGAAGAUACUUUGAUAACCCAGGAGGAGACAGUAAAGGAAGAGAAACCUCAGGAUCCUGAAGUAGACAAAACUAAUCAGGAGAGCAAAGAACAAGAUAAAGGUGCAGAAGAAGAGAAAGGAGAGCAGGUGAUCGAUUCCAUGCAGCCUGAAGGGCAAUGCGAUACAGAAAACAUUUCAAGUAUUGAUGUUGAAAUGAAUAGUCAAGUUGAAAACCUAGAAGAGCCUACACAAUCACAGACAGAAAAUUAACCUCAGGGUAAGUUAAUUCAUCUUUCCUUUCCAUUAUAUGCUAUAGUUUUUUAAUAAAAUACAGAAUAACAGAGUUGGAAGAGUCUUGCUCAAGCUGGAGACCCCAUGCCAUUUUAUUGCAGCUGUUCCACAUGUAAUAUUUUUAUAGAUGUUAUAGCUAGGAAAACUAAUGGAAUCUCUAUGCAAAACAAAAUAUGCCUAAAAAUAUGAAUCUGACUUGAAUUCCCAAAUUCAGUGUUGAAAGGUAAAAAAAAAUCUCUAUGACACCCUUGCUAGCCAAAAAAAUACACUAGAAAUACCCCCCUUCCACACAUUCCACAGAAAAAAGUCUUCCCUGACCUAUGUGCAA
Thamnophis sirtalis is the source of this 1374-nucleotide messenger RNA. The record is from RefSeq and is a predicted model, not a curated record. Lineage: Eukaryota; Metazoa; Chordata; Lepidosauria; Squamata; Natricidae.